Molecule: messenger RNA, 2365 nt
Organism: Trachemys scripta elegans
Lineage: Eukaryota; Metazoa; Chordata; Testudines; Emydidae
Gene: MSTO1
Product: misato mitochondrial distribution and morphology regulator 1
Biological process (GO): mitochondrion distribution
Cellular component (GO): cytoplasm
Source: RefSeq, a predicted model, not a curated record
AUCUGCCCCGAUGUGCUGUACCGGGCUGGGCGGACCCUCAGUCGCCAGGAGACAUACACACCUCGACUCAUCCUCAUGGACUUGAAAGGAAGCCUGAACUCUCUGAAACAAGAGGGAUGUUUAUGUGGGGACACGAAAAUAGACACCUCAGUAGCAUGGCAGGGUAAUCUGAUGACUCAUCAAGAAGACCCUCCUGCAAAGAACCUUUUUCUACAGGACCUCAGCAAACUGGAGGGAGGCAUGUCCUCUGAUGGAGGCUUCAGUCCCAGAGCUCUUCCUCUCAGUAAAGAUGUAUCUCAGCUCCCUACACAGUUGCAUGUUUCCCAGAAGGGUCACCAGUUGGAAGGCAGUGUGCGGGUUUGGUCUGAUUACCUCCGAGUGCGUCUGCAUCCCAGAAGCAUCUUCAUGAUACAUCAGUACAACGAUGAUGGGGAGUCCAGUCAACUCGAAGCCUUUGGACAAGGUGAAAGCCUCCUGCAUGACCCCACUUACCUAGAGGAGCUAGAAGAUAGAUUGCACUUCUAUGUGGAAGAGUGUGAUUAUCUGCAGGGUUUUCAGAUUCUGUGCGACUUGAACAAUGGAUUUUCUGGAGUUGGAGCUAAGGUGACAGAACUUCUCCAUGAUGAGUAUUCAGGGAGAGGAAUCCUGACAUGGGGACUGACUCCAGUCAUUCAUAAUGUUGGGGUGUCCUGGAAGGAUUUUUACAGGCUGAUGAACACAGUCCUGGGAAUUGUCCAUCUCUCCAGUCACAGCUCACUCUUUUGCCCACUAUCACUCAAUGGAAGUCUGGGACUCAAACCAGAAGCCCCCGUUACACUCCCAUAUGUACAUUAUGAUGCCUCUCUAAACUAUCACAGCAGUGCAAUCUUGGCAACAGCAUUGGAUACCCUCAGUGCUCCAUACAGACUCCAUUCCUCCCAGUUCUCCAUGGUACAGCUUGCUGACGCAUUUAACAGCUCUGGGAGAAAGGUUGUGGCUGCAGGAACUGCUGUACCCUUUCCUAUGGCAUAUGGUCAGUCUCUCCCAGAUGCUUUGUGCAGCUACCAGCUUGCAGUGCCAUGGACACCAUUGUCUUCAUGUGGGGAGCAAAAGGACAGCUGCUGUUUUGCUCAGUCUGUUGUGCUGAGAGGAAUUGGCAAAGAAAAUCAUAUCAGUAAUCUUCCUCCAGGGUCACAACCCAAGUCUGCCCUCCAUGUUUGUGAAACUGGAGAGGAGGUUUUGGGAAGUUACUUACAUGCUCGGUGCCCAGGGACAUUCAGCACCUCAUAUUUGAUUCAGGGCCCAUGUAAAGUGUUACCCCCAUACCCACAAUUUUUCUCUGCUCUUCUAAACAAGCAAGGUUUCCUCCUGGAUAAGCUUCCUAGCUGCUCAACAGCAGUUGAAAGCAUUCCUGUCCUAACAGCACUACAAUCAUCACCUGCUCUAUACAAUGCUCUCUACAGUUUAUAUAAGGAGCUGCAUCAAGUGGAUGUACGGCGCUGGGCUAGCUUUUUCUCUGCAGGCAUUGAACUUUAUGAUUUUCAGGAGGCCCUACAUGAGCUAAGAACACUGUCACAAUGCUAUAAAACAAGCUCUGAGUUGGAUGAAUCUGAGGAUGAAGCAGAUGCUGACUAACUCUACUACCUAUCACCUGAGGAAGAAGAGAAACUUUUUUUUUUAAAGUUGAACUAGGGCACUAACUUUAAAGAAUAAAAUGUUACUGCAAAUUAGGUGACAGUUGUGCUGCAGCUGUUAUACAAAGGGAGAGGGUGGCUUUAGACAUCUGUAAUUCAAGUAUAGGACUUACCCAUUUACAGCAGCAGCAGUGUUCAUCAUUUAUCACAACAGAAUGGGGUUUAUGCUUUAUACUGAACAGUAACCAUGGAACAUUUUAGCUUAUAGCCUUUCCAGAUAUAAAAAGGGGACAGUAAUGGAAUUUGCAAAAUUGGAGAGUGGGAAAGCAUUUACUUCACCUGAAAACAGGACACAUCUUAUGAUACAAUAAUUACAUUACAAGUUUUUUACUGCUGUAUCUGCAAUAAAUCACUAGGAUGUUCAAUUUAUUACAGAGAGGCAGGGGUUUGGGAGCUAGGGCCUAGCCCCAAUGGAGUCUUUAUAAAUUUUCCCCUUUUAGUCAUGCAGGUCACAUUUGCAGAAUGAAAAGCUGCCAGAGUAACAUCAUUCUACUAAUUUUGUGUCACACAUUAGACCUGUGCUCCUGCAGAAAUGAAAUGUAAUUGGUUAUACAUGUAGCAAGAUUAUCCCAAAAAGUAAGGUGCCAUUUUAAGUUAGUCCUGUGCAAAUAUUCCUGCCUCUACCAGACCAUCCCUCUAGCAGCAAACUGGCUAGUACCUAAUGACAAUGUCACAAGUGUAGUUUGUCCACC